GUUCUAAGUUAAAUAUGACCCACUUUUCGUCGGCUUUAUAUAUGGAAAAGCAGUCUAUAGAAAAUAUAUAUCAUUGAACGUAAGAGUAAGUGUUCUGUGGUAACGUGUCAGUUUUGGGACAUGGAACACGCUGUUUCCCAAAUGUCACGUGAAAAGGUUAAAGUUAUAAAAGUAUGAAAUAUUAAUAUUUACGUUUUGAAAUUUAAUAAAUAGAUAAAGAUAUCAGUGAUAAAACUAAAUGAUAAAUAAUCUAAGUGUAUUGCAUUGAAAUAAUUAGCUUACGUUAGUGGUACAAAGUUGUUUCGUUAUGAGUUAUGAGUGGUACAGUGAACGUAAAAAUUUUAUUUUUUGCAAAAGCAAGAGAAAUUUUUGGUAAAAGUGUUGAUUAUUUAGAAGUAGAAACACCUAUUACGCAUAAAAAUCUUUUAGAAAUAAUUGUUAACCAUUAUUCUUUAAAUCAAUUACGAAAUCAAAUUAUUCUAUCAAUUAACCAAGAUUUUUUGGAACCAGGAGAUCAAAUUCUAACUUUGAAACCAGGCGAUGAACUAGCAGUUAUACCUCCUCUAAGCGGUGGAUAAACAAAAUGAAUCAUUUAAAACUAACUCAUGAAAAAUUGUGUGUUGAAGUUAUCACUAAUUCGGUAAGCUCAGAUUCUUGUGGUGCUAUUUCCCUAUUCAUUGGAACGACAAGAGACAAUUUUGAAGGAAAACAAGUAGAUAGAUUAGAGUAUGAAGCAUACGAAUCAAUGGGAAUUAAAUCUAUGGAGAAAAUUUGUAUAGAAAUUAGAGAACAAUGGCCCAGUGUAGUAAAUAUUGCUAUAUUUCAUAGGUAAGUA
Molecule: messenger RNA, 835 nt
Organism: Psylliodes chrysocephalus
Lineage: Eukaryota; Metazoa; Arthropoda; Insecta; Coleoptera; Chrysomelidae
Source: the annotation of a GenBank genome assembly